Struthio camelus australis is the source of this 1344-nucleotide messenger RNA. The record is from RefSeq and is a predicted model, not a curated record. Lineage: Eukaryota; Metazoa; Chordata; Aves; Struthioniformes; Struthionidae.
AUGGGACCCCAAAGCAGCUUGGCACUGGCUCUUCUCUGCUGGGCAGUGGGCGAGGUGGCCUCUUACACACCCUGGGAUUUCUCUUGGAGCGAGCCGGCCAGCCACAGGUCAAGGGCUGACCCUUAUGCCUGGUCAUGGAUGGACGAGACGCAGUCACGGUCCGCCUCUGAGAGGCGUCCCGUGAUGGUGCAGUGCCAGGAGGCUCAGAUGGUGGUGACGGUGCACAGGGACCUCUUCGGCACCGGGCGCCUCAUCAAUGUUGCAGACCUCACGCUGGGCCCAGCUGCCUGCAAGCACUCCUCGCUCAACGCUGCCCAGAACACCGUGACCUUCGCCGCCGGUCUCCACGAGUGUGGCAGCAUCGUGCAGGUAACUCCUGACUCCCUCAUCUACCGCACGCUCAUCAACUAUGACCCCAGCCCAGCCAGCAACCCAGUCAUCAUCCGGACCAACCCAGCAGUGAUUCCCAUUGAGUGCAUCUAUCCCAGGAGAGAGAACGUGAGCAGCAAUGCCAUCAAGCCCACAUGGGCUCCCUUCAGCUCCACCCUGUCUGCGGAGGAGAGGCUGGUGUUCUCCCUGCGCCUCAUGAAUGAGGACUGGAGUGCAGAGAGACCCUUUACUGGUUUCCAGCUGGGUGACAUCCUAAACAUCCAAGCAGAGGUCAGCACUGAGAACCACGUGCCUCUGAGGCUGUUUGUGGAUAGUUGUAUUGCUGCCCUGAGCCCAGAGAGUGACUCCUCUCCUCACUACUCCAUUAUCGAUUUCAACGGAUGCCUGGUAGAUGGGAGGUCAGAUGAUACCAGCUCGGCCUUCAUAACCCCACGGCCCAGGGAGGACAUGCUUCGGUUCAGGAUCGACGUGUUCAGGUUUGCAGGGGACACUAGGAACUUGAUCUACAUCACCUGCCACCUGAAGGUCACCCCAGCUGAUCAAGCCCCUGACUCCUUGAACAAGGCCUGCUCCUUCAACAAAGCCAGAAACAUCUGGGCACCUGUGGAAGGCACUAGGGACAUCUGCAGCUGUUGUGAGACUGGGAACUGUGAGCCACUAGCACUGUCCAGGAGGCUCAACCACCUGGACAGAUGGUCCAGCCGCCGCUUCCGGAGAGAUGCACCCUCUGCCAGUGAAGCUGACGUUGUUAUUGGACCGGUGUUCCUCACUGCAGACCUGGGUGCAAUGGGUCCCUCAGGAGAGUGGAAGGAAGGAGGACAGGGUAAGUCCCCCACCAUGCCUGGCAUAGGCAUGGGGCUGAUCUUCAUGGCAGCAGCUGUCGCGCUGGCUGUCGUUGCUCUGGCUGUUGUCGUCAUGCGCAGGAAGUGCACCCGCUCCUCUACCACGCUGUGA